Molecule: messenger RNA, 997 nt
Organism: Rosa rugosa (rugosa rose)
Lineage: Eukaryota; Viridiplantae; Streptophyta; Magnoliopsida; Rosales; Rosaceae
Product: endo-1,3;1,4-beta-D-glucanase-like
Exons: 7
Coding region: 119-844 (241 amino acids)
Molecular function (GO): hydrolase activity
Source: RefSeq, a predicted model, not a curated record
GUUUCCAAAUUGGCGACUUUGGAAUUUGUGGUCAGCCAGUCCCACAUUGGUACUUGGUACCAGUUCCCCUCCUAGCUCGUUGUCAGUUGUGUUGGUUGUGAGAAAGACAGAAGAAAUAAUGGCAGGCCCUCAGUGCUGCUCGAACCCACCGACCCUGAACCCAACCAGUGGAUCCGGCCACGUUGAGAAGCUUGGUGGUCUCGACUCCUAUCUCACUGGCUCUCCUGACUCCAAGCUUGCCAUUGUUCUUGUCUCCGACAUUUUUGGGUAUGAGGCUCCAAACUUGAGGAAGCUCGCAGACAAAGUUGCAGCUGCUGGCUUCUUUGUUGUGGUCCCUGACUUCUUUUAUGGAGACCCUUAUGUACCUCCAGCUGAUGGAUCCUUGGACUCUCUACCUACAUGGCUGAAAGGUCAUGGACCGGAGAAGCGAUUUGAAGAUGUUAAACUAGUUAUUGGAGCUCUAAAAAGUCAAGGCGUCUCUUCAAUCGGUGCUGCAGGCUUCUCUUUGGGAGCCAAGGUAGUAGUUGAACUUGCAAAGGGUGACUUUAUCCAAGCUGCUGUUCUGGCUCAUCCUUCUUUAUUCACUGUGGAUGAUAUCAAGGCUGUUAAGGUUCCAAUAUCUAUACUUGGAGCUGAGAUUGAUCAGAUGUCUCCGCCUGAAGUCGUGAAACAAUUUGAAGAGGCUUUGGCUGCAAAGUCUGAGAUCAAAAGUCAUGUGAAGAUAUUCCCAAAAGUGUCGCAUGGAUGGACUGUGAGGUAUGAUGUUUCAGACAAAGAAGCUGUGAAGGUCGCUGAGGAGGCUCAUAAAGAUUUGUUGGAGUGGUUUGUGAACCAUGUCAGGUGAAUGAUAUCAUCAUUGUAGCAAUAUUUGUUAUAUUGUCACUUUAAGAUGAGAACGGUGUGGGUCUUAUGGUUUAGAUAAGGGCUAGACAUUUUAUGUAGCAAUAAUUGUUUGUAAAUUUGUUCCUUGGAUUAAUGCAAUGUUUGAACUUUAGUA